AGAGAGUGAGAGAGAGAGAGAGAGAGAAAGAGAGAGAGAGCUGGUUGAGUUUUAACUCUCUCUCUCUCUGUGUCUCACACACUCUCAUUCAGACUCUCUCGCUCUUGUCUGCAGACACACUAAUCAGGCAGAGAUGAUGAUCCCGCUGCUUUUCCUGAGUGUCGUCAUUUCCCGGCUAGCUCACGGAAUACCAGGAUUCCAGGUGCGUCUGGUCGACGGGAGAAACAAGUUCGAGGGCCGCGUGGAAGUGUUCUAUAAUGGCGAGUGGGGAACCGUGUGCGACGACAAUGUGAACAUCGAUCUGGCGAAUGUCGUAUGUCGAGAACUGGGAUUCUCGCGCUGCCUCACCUGGGCCCACAGCGCCAGGUUCGGCGAGGGGCGAGGUCCUAUCUGGUUGGAUAAUGUCUUAUGUACAGGCUCAGAGAACUCGCUAUCGGACUGUCAAUCUAACGGUUUGGGUGUGAGCGACUGCACACAUGCAGAAGAUCUGGGCGUCAUUUGCAGUCCAGACCAACCCCAGCGGGGUCACGUUCCACAUUACCAAGAAUCAGCUCAACCUGCCCCACCACUCCAACCUCAGAUCUCCGAGACCCCAUCAAAUCAUGCUACAGUUGCCCAGCUGUCCGACAGCUCCCUACACACGCGAGGACAUGAAAUUGCUCUCCAUCGCAACAGCCAGGGUCCGUCAUCGCCACAGCUACAUGCCCAUCGCAUCCAACUGCGCCGGAACGGAAUCGAAAACAUUGCCGCUACACAGGAACAGGAAAGCUCUAUGCCAAGAGGACACCAGUUACCAAAUUUUCUCCGCAAUAGGGCCACUUACAGACAGACUCAGGAGGCUCCACCCGAACCAGUCAUUCAGACAGCUCGAUACCAAGAGACUACCCCUAGACCACCAGCUCCAGUCCACAGACCAGAACCUGAUCCAGUUUUCAAUACUGAGCCUCCGUAUCCCAGUGUGGAGCACAGUAACAGGAUGGAUCUGGACUUUAGUGUUACAGAUGGCCAGUCCUCUGGUUGGGUCAGACUGGACGAGGUGCGACUCAGACCCAUUCGAUCGAUCAACCGAGAUGCUACCAUGGUAACAGAAGGUGUGGUGCAAGUGAAGAAUGCUGGGAAAUGGAGGCAGGUGUGUAGUUUGGGUUGGGAUGACAACAGCAGCCGAGUGGUGUGUGGGAUGCUGGGAUAUCCUGCAGCAGGACAACAUGACACACGUGUGUAUCGGAAACUGUGGGACUCCAAGAUGGAGGAUCCAACCACAAGGUCUAUGGUCCGUAAGAAAGGAUUCUGGGUCGAGCGCGUUCUGUGUUCAGGUUCGGAGGUGUCAUUGGCACAGUGCAAGACGCAGCUCUCUGUCCCGCGACACGACGUUCCCUGCAGCGGCGGCAUGCAUGUGGUGGUGCGCUGCAAACCUGGACCUCAGUUCUUGCGAAUCUCCGCCUCACCGCAGGCUUCGCCACCUCUAAACACGGCGGUGCGUCUGAAAGCAGGUCCGCGGCUCGGUGAGGGCCGUGUUGAGGUACUCAGGGACGGGAAGUGGGGAACCGUCUGUGACCACCUGUGGGAUCUGCCUGCAGCCAGUGUUGUGUGCAGAGAACUGGGCUUCGGUUCGGCCAAAGAGGCCCUGAGAGGAGCUCACAUGGGACAAGGUACCGGUCCAAUCCACAUGAAUGCGGUUCAGUGUUCAGGCAGAGAGAGCUCCAUCACACAGUGUCAAUUUCAGGAGGUUCCUCUGAGAUCCUGCAAACACAGUCAGGACGCAUCUGUCCGCUGUAAUGUCCCAAACACUGGACUCGGAGCCACGGUGCGUCUGUCGGGGGGUCGAGAGGUCGCUGAGGGUCGUGUGGAGGUGUUGAUGGAUGAGAGCGGGCAGCGGCGCUGGGGGUCUGUGUGCAGUGAGAACUGGAGCAUUAAUGAAGCAAUGGUCGUGUGCAGACAGCUCGGGUUCGGCUUCGCUUCCAGAGCUCAUCAGGAGACGUGGUUCUGGCCUGGGAACACCGGGUCUGAGGAGGUGCUUCUGAGUGGAACUCACUGUAUCGGGACGGAGAUGUCCAUUCAGCAGUGCCGCAGAAACGGACAGGUGUACUGUCCUCGGGGGGGCGGGGCCAAAGCCGCUGGGGUCACCUGUGUGGAUGUGGCUCCUGAUCUGGUUGUGGAUGCUCAGCUGGUUCAGGAGUCGGCGUACCUGGAGGAUCGACCGCUGCACCUGCUCACCUGCGCACAUGAGGAGAACUGUCUGUCAUCAUCUGCAGCGCGCAUGCACUGGCCUUACGGACACCGGCGUCUGCUGCGAUUCUCCUCACGAAUCCUGAAUCUCGGACGUGCCGACUUCAGACCACGAGCGACCAGAGAGUCCUGGACCUGGCAUCAGUGCCACAGACAUUACCACAGUAUUGAAGUCUUUACACAUUAUGACCUUUUGACCCUGAACGGCACAAAGGUCGCUGAGGGUCACAAAGCCAGUUUCUGUUUGGAGGACACGUACUGCCCUGAAGGCCUGACCAAACGCUACGCCUGUUACAACAUGGGUGAUCAGGGCAUCUCUGUGGGCUGCUGGGAUACGUAUCGCCACGACAUCGACUGCCAAUGGGUGGACAUCACUGACGUGAGACCGGGCGACUAUAUCUUCCAGGUGGAGGUUAACCCGUCUCUGGACAUGGCAGAGUCAGACUUCCAGAACAAUGUGAUGCGCUGUAGAUGCAGGUAUGACGGAGGACGAGUGUAUCUGUACGGCUGUCAUGCAGGUGAUGCGUACAGUGCAGGGGUAGAGGACCUGUUUGAACACCAGCGUCAGAUUUCAAACAACUUCCUCUGACAGAACACAGAGGCGGGACAGGAAAUACAGGAAUGACAGUUUCCUCUACUCGCAAUACUUGAGAUCAACUCUUCUGCCAUGUGUGAUGUCAUAGCUCAUCAGCCAAUCAGAGCUAACGAUGGAAAGACACCAGCGGAAGGGGCGUGUUUUGAGUGUUGUGCUGGAUGAGGGUGGAGUCUGUCUCAUGACUGAUGAGUAGUGGGUGGGGUUAGUGAGAUGAUUGACAGGUAGGGGUCGUUCUCAGUUUGGGCCGUCUCGUUUUAAUCAGUUCUAAUUCUCAAACAGCAUUUUCUUCCGACUUCAUUUAGGGAAGCACAGAGGCUCAGUUACACCAAAAGGAGUUUCUUGAAUUUGGAAACUGUGUAUAACUGUGUGUGUGUGUGUGUGUGUGUGUGUGUGUGUGUCAUUAUCUUCAUUUAAGAUUCAUUGAACAAAAUAAAAACUGUAAUACUAGAUGAAACUGUUUGAAGUAGAUUAAAAUAACUGAACUUCAGUUAGUGUCAUUCUCUCUGGGGCGUUUGUCUCAUUUGCAUCAAUGUUACUCCAAAGUUUUGGUUUAGAAAUAGUGAAUAUUACUUUGAAUAUUGUUUUAGUCUCUAUAAAGUGUUGCAGGAAAUGUUUGUUUAUCAGGAUGAACUUCUGCUCACGUCUCUCUAUAAAUGUUUUAAUCUUCCUCCAGUUUCAAAGAGCCGCUGCUGCGUGGGAUUUUAUUGGCUGUUACACUUUGACAUUAUAUUAGUAGUUAUUAAUUAUUGAUAUGAAUAGAGCUGCAGUGAUUGUUGCUCCAUGAAAUAAAAACAUGUAA
Xyrauchen texanus (razorback sucker) is the source of this 3620-nucleotide messenger RNA. Its product is annotated as lysyl oxidase homolog 4-like. NCBI's taxonomy places the organism in Eukaryota, Metazoa, Chordata, Actinopteri, Cypriniformes, Catostomidae. The transcript has 15 exons. Bases 134 to 2815 code for a protein of 893 amino acids. Gene Ontology annotation, cellular component: membrane. Gene Ontology annotation, molecular function: copper ion binding; protein-lysine 6-oxidase activity. Gene Ontology annotation, biological process: peptidyl-lysine oxidation. The record is from RefSeq and is a predicted model, not a curated record.